Messenger RNA from Anarrhichthys ocellatus (wolf-eel), 4398 nucleotides. Its product is annotated as G-protein coupled receptor 26-like. The record is from RefSeq and is a predicted model, not a curated record. NCBI's taxonomy places the organism in Eukaryota, Metazoa, Chordata, Actinopteri, Perciformes, Anarhichadidae. The transcript is spliced from 3 exons. Gene Ontology annotation, cellular component: membrane. Gene Ontology annotation, molecular function: G protein-coupled receptor activity. The coding region runs from base 340 to 1350 and encodes 336 amino acids. Gene Ontology annotation, biological process: adenylate cyclase-activating G protein-coupled receptor signaling pathway.
CAGUGUGUGCGGAGGGGUGAUGCCUCGAGAGCGCAUCACAGGACGACAAAACCCCACUGCAAGACGCAGUGCCAGAAUAGAGCCGCUUUGGCACGAGAGCUGGUUUCUUGUAGUUUAAAGGGAGAACGGAGGGAGAUCCUCUUUACGAAUUCCCAAAACAUACUUCAUGCCGGAAUCCUCCUGAUCAUCUUUGCUGGCUUGCGUACAGAGACAUGUAGUUGAGAGAAAAAAAAGGGGAACUCCACCGGUGGAGAGAUCUGGGGAUGCAUGGACACGGUUACGGGUGAUUAAUGCCGUUCUGCAGCUUCAAAACAAUAAGUGAGUUUCGGGGCCCACAGGAUGGACACUGCGGAGGUGAUCCUCUCUGUGUUGGUGGUUGUGAUUAUCAUAGUUUCGUUGCUGUCCAACGUCCUGGUGCUGAUCUGCUUUCUCUACAACCCGGAGAUCCGCAAGCAGGUACCAGGUCUGUUCAACCUCAACCUCACCUUCUGCAACUUGUUGCUGACCGUGUCCAACAUGCCGCUCACUUUGGUGGGACUUAUCAGCGAGGCUCAGCCGGGGGGAGACGGCUUCUGCCAGAUCGUGGGCUUCCUGGAGACCUUCCUGUCCACGAACUCGAUGCUGAGCAUGGCAGCUCUGAGCAUCGACAGGUGGAUCGCCGUGGUGUUCCCCCUGAGGUACCACUCCAAAAUGCGCCACAGAGACGCGGCUUUUGUGCUCGGGUACACGUGGGCGCACUCCAUGUCCUUCUCCACGGUGGCCACCUGCUUCUCUUGGGUGGGAUACCACCGACUUUACGCGUCCUGCACCCUGGCCAACCCGAGGGCGAGCAGUCGGACCCAGUUUGUUAUCUUCACCGUCUUUUUCCACUCCUUCACAUUUUUCCUGUCUUUUAUAGUGCUGUGUGUCACAUACCUCAAAGUGCUUAAAGUGGCAAGGUUUCACUGUAAGCGGAUCGACGUCAUUACAAUGCAAACGUUGGUGUUGCUGGUGGAUAUACACCCCAGUGUUCGCCAGCGUUGCCUGGAGGAGCAGAAGAGGAGACGACAGAGAGCGUCAAGGAAGAUCAGCACCUUCAUCGGCACCUUCAUGCUGUGCUUUGCUCCCUAUGUGAUCACAAGGAUUGUGGAGUUAUUUCCAGCAGUGCCUAUCAACCCCCACUGGGGAAUUGUCUCCAAGUGCUUGACUUACAGCAAGGCAGCCUGCGACCCCUUCGUGUACUCUCUGCUCCGGCACCAGUACAAGAAGACGUGCACCGACAUCAUCAAUAGGCUGCUGAAGCGUAGCUCCUUGAACGCAUCCGGGCGUGGGCACGAGACCCAAGUACACAGCAUACCCGCUGCAGAGUGACAGGGACCGAGGGUCGAUCUCGGCUACUGUCGGGGAAAUAUGAGGCUGAUUUAUCUUCGAUGAAGAAGAGAACUAAAGGUUGUUCCUGUACACGUCUGCUGAAAUUUGGUCUGACAAGCCAAAAAAAAAAAAAUGGAAAAAAAAAAAUGUGACUACAGACAAGGGCAAAUCCUUGCACAGGAAUACCACUGUGUUUGCAUACUGAGUUCCCAGAACAGAUCAGUGCAGUGAGCUUGAGAGGACAAUAAGCAACGGCAGAUUUCACAUCCACCUGGAGAGACAGAUGUGCUCAUCCAAGAAGAUCGACCAGUUUGUAGCCUCAUUAUGAAAUCUUUCAGUCUGAUAUAAUAUAUACUGUUAUUAUUUUUACAUUACUCUGGUAUAUAGUUAUAUUAUCUUUAAAAAACAAAAAGGAUAGGAAAUGGCUGUAUGUCUUUUUUUAGACUGUGCAAAUUGUUUGCAAGUGGCAAAUGAUAUGUUCACAAUAUAUGUAGCACUGAAAACUAGCCAAACCAAAACUUGUCAGUCCCCAAAUUGUAUUACAGAUGAAAACAUACAGCAGAGAGUGCUGCUGCACAUUUAGGCUCAGGUUAUUUCAGACUUGAUGGGGUAAAACACACUCCUGAUUCAACACAUUUAAAGUACUUUUAUUUUUGUAGUAGUAUUGCCUUUGUAGUUUAAGGGCCAAUGAAGGAUAAAAAAAAAAACCGUGUCUUUCUGUGUAUCACAAGCGUAAAAACAUUGCCAACGUUUAAAAAAAAAUUUAAAAAAUAGGCCUUUAAACUGGCUGCCUUUGCCGUCAUGAUGACUGACGUGUGCUCCUCAGGUUGUUUGGUCAAGUGGAACGUGAUCGACUGUAUUUGGCCGGGUUUGUGCUCACAGAGAGGAGUAAGGACAUGGGCAAGGAAGAGAAAAAUGUCAAAAAAAAUAAAGUAUUUUAUUUCCGUCACUUAGCGGAGUGAUCACGUACUAAUGGCAUCUUGUGGUAUAUGAUAGCAAUCACAGAAAUAGUCUCUGACUUCUGUUUCAUUUACACUGUUUUUAGGAAAUGUGUAUAUGGUUUUUUAACGAGAUGGAUAUCUAUAAAAGGAUGUCAAUAUCAUCUUUUUACUCUCACUUUGAAUAUAUAGAUAUAUUGUAUGUUUAUUUAGUCCCAUUACUUGUACAGUGAAGUAGUUUCCAGGUCUUCUUGAAGACCUAUAAGCCCAAGAGUCCUCUUGACUGACAAAGUGUGAUCUGUUGUAUUACAUUCGUUUUGUUUUUUUUGUUCUGUAUCAGAAGACAGGCAGCUCUGUAUCAGAGGGCUUUUGACUAGGCUCCACUUGAUAUAUAGGUGACUUGCCUUCGAUAGAGGCGCUUCAACGCCGUAGUUAUGUCAUGGUGGAUACAUAAUGCGUUUAGAUGGUACAUGAACGGGGCCAGCAGUGAGAUACUGUAUGUAUCACACUAUGCCAAAUCUGAUCAAUGAUGCCCAGUGAGCCAAGUAUUAGUAGCUGCAGUUCAUUUUUCUAAAAACAUAAGCGAAGUUAGAAACAAAUAUUUAUGUAAUUAAUAAUUGAAGAAUUUUUGCUUUUAUUUUGCGUUCAUAGGUUUAAGGAUCUAAUGACAAUACAGAGGAGAAAUGGUUGUCUUGGAUAUAUGAUGCAUUGCGACAUAGAUGUAUAGAUAGGGGUCAAUCAAUGCCUUAUUCACUUCUGUUCAUCAACACAUAACCAUCUAGAAUCUGCAUUUCUGUAACCUGUUUUUUUUCGCUGAUGUUUUGCACUGACGUAGAGUAUAGUCAUUUUUCUCACAUGAUGAUGAUGAGUCGGUGAAAAACAAGCUAAACAUGAAACAAUAUAAUAUGUGGACAGAUUUAGACAAAUGACAACGUGAAAAGUAUUUUUGUGUCUUUUUGAUAUAUACGUACACGUAAUUUAUGACGACACUGUAUUCGUUUGAGUGUUCCAGAAUGUGCUGCUUCACAUGCAAAUUGAGCUUGAACUGUUGUUGAUGGGUCUCAGUGAACUGAGUGUAAUAUACCUCAUUUUGUUAUGGUAACUGAGUUGGCUGCCUGAAGUGUUUUGUUAUGUACUACCUAAUUUAUUAAACCACUGCCUCGAUGCUGCUGCUGCCGCAGAUGGCUGGGACAAACAAACAGACGUCAUGAACAAACAGUUCAUGACGGUGGUGGUGGUGAUGAUGAUGAUGAAGAAGACUGCUGUUUCCAUCUUUGAAUAAUAAGAUGAGAAUAUUUGGUUUUUAUGGUGGUGAUGGAAAUUUUAAAUUCCUGAAUUUACACGACUUAAUGUGGUUUCAGUUAUGCACAUUGGGUUCUGGUAGACCUCUCAAAUGGAUAACUUAAAACAAACCUAAAAACAAAGUAAUUCUAGUGUUCAGCAACUAUCUCACAUGAUGCUUUGACAGCACGGAAUAUGUUGUUGUUGAAUACUAACAAAUAAUUGUUUUACUUGAGUAAGAAUAAUAAAUUACCUGAGCUUUACAAUGAAAUCUUAGAAUGAAGGCAGCCAGUUUGCUUUUUUUAUCUCCGUUUCUCAAACUAGAAAAUCAGCGUUUUCUCUCAAAAUAAAUUGCGCUGGUUAUAUUGACUGUAGUGAAGUUAUGUCUCACCCAAAUAUAAUGGAGUGGCUUUUGGUUUUAUGUGUUUCUAAAAGUUUUUGGACAGCAGUGGACCUAUGGCACAGAAGUAUAAGCUACGACACUUCAUAAAAUCAACACAACUUAACCGGAAAACCAGAGUAAAGGUUGCCGGCAACGCAACCGGUGAUAAAUCCGCAAUCACGUCUUUAAGAAACAAAGGAAAGGAUUUUGUCAAGAGUGAGUCAGCUUUCGUGUCUGCAGCAAUUCAGACUGUUUCCACCUACAAUCAGUCUGAGCCAGUGGAAAGCGAUUUUUCUGUUCACAACGCAGCACAGGUGGUAAUGAAACAUCAGUGUCUGGCUGAGUUGGCCACAUCUGAGCUUCUGUACGCUUCACACCCUAGGAGCCAGCGAUUAUCUUCAGGUGGGUGGCACUGAUGGUAUCACGCGGCUUAAUCAUGGUUGGCCU